Molecule: messenger RNA, 2649 nt
Organism: Sclerotinia trifoliorum
Lineage: Eukaryota; Fungi; Ascomycota; Leotiomycetes; Helotiales; Sclerotiniaceae
Source: the annotation of a GenBank genome assembly
AACAAACAACUUUCUUAUAAUAAAUCAUCAUUGACCAUUAAACCCCAAAUUCUAGAAACCUGCAAGCUUGAAUUACAAUUUACAAAGUCCAAGAAUUACUCUUUGAAAUUGAUGUUAUAGCAAAUGCAUUCAGCAACCAGAUCUCGGGUUUUAGCCCGGGCUCUCCUCCCUUCCUAUGCACGACGAUAUUCAACAGCUCCAAUAAUCACUCCUAUUACCUCCGUUCUCAUAGCCAAUCGUGGAGAAAUUGCUCUACGAGUCGGACGUACAGCUUCAGAUCUCGGCGUACGAUGUACAACAAUCUAUACAGAUCCUGAUGCCAAUUCACAGCAUGCACUUUCCAGUCCUUUCGCGGUGAAUCUUGGUGCUGCGAAUGCAUAUCUCGAUGGAGAACGAAUUAUAUCUGUGGCAAAGGAACAGGGUUGUGAGGCUUUACAUCCGGGAUAUGGAUUUUUGAGUGAGAAUUCGGCGUUUGCGAAAAGAUGUGUAGAAGAGGGGUUGGUGUUUAUUGGGCCGCCUUGGAAGGCUAUUGAGGCUAUGGGAAAUAAAUCUAGAAGUAAGGAUAUUAUGAUUAAGGCGGGCGUACCUUGUAUACCUGGAUAUCAUGGAGAGAAUCAAGAACCUGAACAUCUUUUAAAUGAGGCUCGCAAGAUUGGUUUCCCUGUUAUGGUGAAAGCUGUAAAGGGUGGUGGUGGAAAAGGUAUGCGCAUUGCUCAGACGGAAGGGGAAUUUCUUGAAAAAUUAGAGAGUGCGAAGAGUGAAGGAAGGAAUUCUUUUGGAGAUGAUGUUAUGUUGGUGGAGAAAUAUAUUGCUACGCCAAGACAUAUUGAGGUACAAGUUUUUGCCGAUAAGCAUGGUCAAGCAGUUGCUUUGGGUGAGAGGGAUUGUAGUUUACAAAGACGGCAUCAGAAGAUCUUGGAAGAGGCACCAGCACCAAAUCUUGCUGAGGAUAUUCGACAGGACCUUUGGGAGAAAGCUCGAGCUGCUGCGCUUGCUGUUGGAUAUGAGGGUGCUGGUACAGUAGAAUGUGGGCAUCAAAUCAAGUGCUUCUCGUACCAGUGCUAACGAAAAUUACAGUUAUAUUUGACAAUGAUACUAAUGAGUUUUUCUUCAUGGAAAUGAACACUAGGCUACAGGUUGAACAUCCUGUUACCGAAGAAAUCACUGGAGAAGAUCUCGUAUCAUGGCAAUUCAAAGUUGCUGCCGGCGAGCCAUUACCACUCAAUCAAGAAACGAUAGCUCAAAGAAUAUCUGAACGUGGAUGGGCUCUUGAAGCUCGAAUAUAUGCCGAGAAUCCAGAUCAAAAUUUCAUGCCUGAUUCUGGCAAGCUCGUUCAUUUACGCACGCCUAAACUAUCAGAAAGUGUUCGAAUAGAUGCAGGUUUCGUACAAGGGGAUACAGUCUCAUCUAAUUACGAUGGUAUGAUUGCAAAACUUAUCGUGAGCGGGCCAACACGAGAAGUUGCCAUACGAAAACUACAUGCAGCUUUACAAGAUUACGAAGUAGUUGGUCUAAGUACCAAUAUCGAAUUUCUGAAGAAAAUCUGCAAAAGCCCUGCUUUCAUUCGAGGUGAUGUUGAAACUGGAUACAUACAAAAACACCACGAUGAGCUUUUCACGAAUGAGAUUAUUGAGCCUGAAACAUUUGCUCAAGCUGCCUUGGGUAUCUUAUCUCAAGAACUUUCCGCUGCGAGCUCAAAGUCAAUUCAAGGUCCUCAUGGUGAAGCCAUUGGUUUUAAUUCUCACAUCCAACGCGAAUUUAGUUUCACAAAACCUAUCCUCCAACCAUCAAGUGAUAAACCAGAAUUAUACCACGUAACCAUCGAUCAAUCUGACCGCAACUUAUACGAUAUCACGGUCAAAGGACCCAAUAUUGAAAAAUCAUACGCAAAUGUCAUCAGUGAACCAAAAUCCCCUACUAUCUCGACAUUCUUCCCACAUACCAGAAUUGAAAGUACGUUAAUCCGACAAGAUGAUAAGAUCACACUCUUCCAACAAGGAAAACAAAUACAGUUGCAAUUGGCGACGCCGGGAUGGUAUGAGAAAGCACUGGGAUUGAAGGAUGUGAGGAAUAGUGUGGUGGCUCCGAUGCCAUGUAAGGUUUUGAGAAAUGAGGUCAGAGAAGGAGAUGAGGUGGAGGAGGGACAGGCGUUAGUUGUGUAAGUUUUUGGUUUCAUGUCACGUCACGGAUAUUUUUGAGGUUGUGAUGAAGUGAAUCUGACGUCAAAUUUUUACAGGAUCGAGAGUAUGAAGAUGGAGACGGUGAUUCGAAGCCCACAGAAAGGAGUCGUUGCUAAAUUGGUGCAUAAGGAAGGGGUAAGUACUUUUUUUCCUAUCCCAUUGAAUUUAGGUUCAUGGGAUACAUUUUCGAGGGAUUAAUGCUAAGAUCGUUUAAAAUAGGAUAUCUGUAAAGCAGGUACUGUGCUUGUGCUUUUUGAAGAGGUAAGUUGUAUCCGUCCUUUUGCUUUCCUGAUCUUGUAGACUAAUCAUGUAUAUUUUACAGCAUGAAUAAUGAUGCAAUACAAGACCAGCCUAUGCGUUUACGAGAGAGUGAGAAUGGAAAUGAACUUUUAUGAGUUGAUGUAUAUUAUGAUUACUAGAUGAUUUUCAACAAUUGCUCUGCAGCGCAUUCAAUAAAAAGAGAAAGAAA